AAACCAGCUUUCUAAAAACGACGAAACCAUUUACAACCUUAAAACAUUGAUUCUAUAGAUACAGUUGUGUUAAAUCGAUGAUAAUCGUUAACUUUGAGAGGAGUCCAGCGAGUCAAGUCCCGAUUUAAUGAAAAGUUGUGGUUGUGAGCGUGGUCGUUAUGUGGAACGUAGCCCUAAUAAAGUGACCUUGCGACAUUUUUGUCUAUUAUCAUUAGUUGUCGUCAAAAUAUUAUGUGUGUGUGGUCAUAUUAAAAAAACUCAUCUUUAUUCUUUUCGAAUUUUUCGUAUAUGACAACUCCAAACGAAUGGCCGAGUUGUUUCUGCAUUGCUCUAUUUUUAUUUUCAACUGCGAAAUAAAUAAUUUCAAACUCAUUCGUGAAAAAAUUCUUAGUACUAAUCCACGCAGUUAGUGUACAUCACUCCGAGUCGUUUUACAAUGGUAGCUUGAACACGCAACCACGAUGUUCGACCGCGGAUGCGUUACGGACCGCAGUUCAUUGCCUUAUGUAAAACUGGUAAUGGUGUUUCUUCCGUGAGUGACCGAAAUAUACAGUGACUUAUGUGUAUAGUUUGACGGUUGGUGUUAAUAGUGAGAUAGAUACAAGUGUGAAAAAAUGUCUACGGCUCAGGUGUUGAUGAAGAAGGGCAAAAGGGGCGCCGCGGCGUACAUCCAUGCGGAUUGCUUGACUGGCUGCCCGAAGUACCUGGGCCCACUGCUGGACGUGUUGCUGAACCCCAGCAAGGCCAUCGACGACUGGGAGACGAUAGACUGGUGCCGCUGGCUGCUGGCCGGCGGCCGAACUCCCGACGAGUUCGCCACUAUCGUGCGGAGCUACGACCAACACGACAAAUGCGGGCUGGUGUGGAUCCCGCGCGUGGUCGCGUACCGCUGCCGCACGUGCGGAAUCUCGCCCUGCAUGUCCAUCUGCCGCGAGUGCUUCCACCGCGGCGACCACUCCACGCACGACUUCAACAUGUUCCUGUCGCAGGCCGGCGGCGCCUGCGACUGCGGCGACAACUCCGUCAUGAGGGAGGACGGGUUCUGCAGCAACCACGGCAACCGGUUCCCGCGGCCGGGCACGGCGCCCGCCGAGCUCAUGUGCGUGGCCGAGGCCAUGAUGCCGCGCCUCAUACUGCGCCUGCUGCAGCACUUCAGAGAGAACAGCACGGGCGUAUCAAACUCGGACAGCUACCGCGUGGCGGUGCAGGAGUGCGAGGGCUACGUGCAGAUGCUCAUGGAGUUCAACAACAUGGGCGACCUCAUGCGCGCCGCCAUGACCAAGGCGCUCAUCAACCCGCAGAUGUACCACAACCUGGUGUCGCCGCCGUUCCCCGAGACGGAGUACGGCAGCUACAUGGCAGUCUCCACCACCAUAUACGAGCUGGCCAUAGACUCGUUUCCUGCACCCGAUCCGCCUGAAGAAUAUCGACACUUCCCAGCGCUAGCCCCCCGGCUGAGCCACACCACUCUACUGGAAGAGUUCAUCUUCUGGACCUUCAAGUACGAAUUCCCACAGAAUGUGGUCUGCUUCCUGCUCAAUAUGCUGCGCGAUCAGGAUUAUAAGGAGCACCUAACCCGAACGUUCGUGAUGCACUACGCGCGCAUACCGCUCGUGCUGGAGAACUCUGCGGACCCCGACACGCUGUCCAACCGGGUCGUCCACAUGUCGGUCCAACUGUUCUCCAACGAGGCGCUGGCUCUGCGCUGUGUGCAGCAGCUGCACCUCCUGCACGUCAUGGUGCUGUCGCUGCGGCUGAUGAUGGGCAAGAUCCUGGUGCAGAACACGUUGCACGACCCGGACAAGAACUUCCACUAUGUGAUCGAUUGUACGAAGCGAGUGAUGAAGGAGCACUGCUACUGGCCGCUCGUGUCGGACUUCAACAAUGUGCUGUCUCAUAGAAGUGUCGCGCUGCUGUUUCUGCAAGAUGAUGCGCUUGUUAACAUGUGGUUCGAGUUCCUGUCUAUGCUGCAAGGCAUGAACGUGAACGUGCGCGAGACGGGCGGGCACAUCGAGUUCGAGCCGUCGUCGUACUACGCGGCCUUCUCGUGCGAGCUGGAGGCGGCCGCCUACCCCAUGUGGAGCGUGCUGGCGCACCUGUCGGAGCCGGCGCACGCCCCGCUCGCGCGCCGCCUCGUGGCCGCCGCGCUGCGCUACCUGCGGGACUGGCUGCACGCCGUCAACUUCACCGCGCCGCGCCUGCAGCGGUCGGAGAUGAUGCACGCGUCGUUCCACUUCCCGCUGCACCGCUACCUGUCGGCGUUCCUGUGCGCCGCCGUGCGCUGCAUGCAGCUGCGCGCCGCCGACGUGCUGCCGCCCGCCGACCUGCUGGCGCUGCUGGCCGCGCACCCGCUGCGCGUGCAGAGUCUGUUCUACGAGAUCCUGGCGGGCGUGUGGGUGCGCAACGGGCUGCAGAUCAAGGGGCAGGCGAUGACGUACAUCCAGGCCAACUUCUGCAACUCCAUGGUGGACAUGGACAUCUUCUGGCUGCAGAUAUGCGCCGCGCACCUGCCCGCCGACCAGUUCCUCGACAUGUGUAUCGACGUUUUUGGCGUCCGCGAGUGGCUGAGUCUGACGCCGAUGUCUCCUGCGCAGACGUCAGAGCAGUACGCCAUGGUGGAGGGCUUGCUGACAUUCCUCGCCAUCCUCGUCUCCUCCAGAACUAAUCUUGGUAACGACGAGUUGACACAGUCCAAGCUGGAGGUGGCGACGCUGCUGGCGGCGGGCGACAAGACGCACUCGCAGCUGUUGGAGCUGAUGCCGGAGCGCUCCGGCAACGCGCACACCAGGAACUUCGAGACUGUGCUCAGAGAGCUAUCAGACUACCGCGCGCCACCCAAGGGCUCGGAGAACCUGGAGCAAGGGUUGUUUGUGCCCAAGCCGAUAGUGUGGGAGCAGUACUACGACCCGCUGCACCUGCUGCAGAGGGCGGUGCAUCGCCGCGACUUCCACACUUCCAUGGACCGGUUCACAGCCUAUGUGCGCGAGAAGCAGAAGGCGGCGGGCGCGACCGGCUGCGGCACGCUGUGGCCGCCGCUGCGCCCCGCGCGCGCGCCGCCCCGCGCCGCCGGCGACCCGCGCCAGCUGUGCGCCUCAGGCGUGCUGCACGGCGCGCUGCUGGCCGUGCUGUACCGCGGCGUGCGGCGGCGCGGCGCGGAGGGCGAGGACGCGGCGCGCGAGGCGGGCGGGGACGCGCCGCCCGACCACGUGCUGGCGCUGGCCGUCUACCUGCUGGCCGCCGCCGCCGACCUGGCCGCCGAGCGCGCGCGCGAGCACAAUCGGGACGUUUGCCUGGCGGACGGCGCGCGCGGCGGCUGCGGCGCGCGCAUCGCGGGCGUGCCGCUGCUGCGCGCCUUCGCGGGCGGCGCCGUGUGCGACAACGCGCGCGCCGUGCUCGCGUCCGUGCCGCCGCCCGCGCGCGCGCGCCACGCCGCCGCGGACGACGGACACCUGCACAAGCGCGACACGCACGACGACAGCGACAACGAGUGGGAGGGCCCCGAGGAGGACUCGCGCCCCGCCAGCAAGGCCGCGUCCCUGCCCGCCGGUAGCACCGCGCUUGCCGUGCCCUCCUCCAUGCAUAUGGUGCGCGAGAACUCAGUGUCGGACGACCAGUCGGACACGGGUGGAGACACGCCCAUCAUACGAGCUCUAGAGAGUGGCAGUGGUGAAAGUCAAGCGCUCAUGCUGCCAGGCCUGUCUGGAGGUGCGGAGUCAGAUAUAGAAAUGGAGGCAGAGAACAUGACCCUGGCCAUCCCGGACAACACCCUGGCACAGCUGGGCCUUGACCCACCGCCUGUGCCCAUUGCUUAUGAGAUAGACGAACCAGAAUGGCGGCUGACCAUACACGAGGAGCCGACGAGUCGGCCCGCGCUGCUCGGCGCGCUGCCCUCCACCGACACACAGGUGCAGCUGCACACGCAGAGCGACGAGCAGAUCCCCGUGAACGAGUCCAUCAUCUCGCUGCUGCUGAAGCUGCACUCGCAAAUGUCCGGACGACUCGACUCCUUCGCGUUGGAGGAGCCCGCGCCCGCCACUCAGGAGCCUAUCGGCGACGGGCCACACUUCAUCGGCUCGCUGCUGCACAAGCUGGCGGCGCUGGACGUGCGCUGCGCCGCCGCCGUGCAGAACGUGCGCCGCACGCUGUGGCCCCACCAGCGCGAGCGCCAGGCCGAGCAGCGCGCCAGAGAACAACGCGAGAAGGAGGAGCGCUCGCGGCGCGCGCAGGAGCGGAAGAAACAGGUGAUCCGCGAGCUGGAGGAGCAGCGCGAGCGGUUCAUCCGCGCCAUGGAGGCGGAGGGCGGCCACGGCGCCAUGGAGUGGGAGGGCGAGGACGAGCUGGUGGAGCGCCACUACGUGUGCGUCAUCUGCAACACCACCGCGCCCAGCACGGCGCACGACCCCAUCGGCCUCGUGGUGCUGCUGCAGUCGACGUCGGUGCUGGGCCACCGGCGGCGGCAGGGCAGCGGCGUGGCGCGGCUGCCGCUGUCGGAGGCGGAGCGCGCGCGCCUGGCCGCGCAGACCGGCGCCGCCGCCGCCGCGCACCACUACCGCCUGCACGACGACCUCGACCAGUACUUCGACCAGGAGUCGUGGGUGCUGUCGGUGUCGGUGGGCUGGGAGGGCGGCGUGGCGGCGCAGUCGUGCGGUCACCACCUGCACCUGCGCUGCCUGCGCUCGUACCUGCGCUCGCUGGCGGCGCCGCAGCGGCCGCACAACCUGCACGUGGAGCGCGGCGAGUUCCUGUGCCCCGUGUGCCGCCAGCUGGCCAACGGCGUGUUGCCGCUGGCGCCGCCGCCGCCGCGCGCCCCCCCGCCGCCCGCGCCGCGCUCGUCGCACCGCGCGCUCGCCGCGCAGGUGCUCGACCUGCUGGAGCAGCGGCGCGACCAGCCCGCGCCCAUCCCGUUCACACGCCUGUCCGAGGCCACGGGCAAGGCCAUGGAAGCCAUGACGUCCAUGGCGGGCGGCAAGCUCAAGCAGCGCUACGGCUCGUCGCCCGCCUCCAUCUUCACGUUCAUGGCGUCGCUGGUGCGCACCAACGUGGAGUGCGAGCUGGUGCAGCGCGGCGGCAGCCUGCUGCAGCAGCGCGCGCCGCGGUACAAGCCGCGCGACGACUGCAUAGUGCCGCUGAUAGCGGUGGUGGGCGCGCACGCGGGCGCGCUGCUGGCGGCGGGCGUGCAGCUGGGCGCGGGGGCGGCGUGGCGCGCGCUGGUGCCGCCCGCCGCGCCGCCCGCCGGCACGGCCGCCUCGCCCGCCGUGUCGCCCGCGCGCUGCUCGCGCCCCGUGCCGCUGCUGCUGCGCGACCCCACGGCGCUGCUCAUGCACUUCCUGCUGCUGGUGCCCACGCAUCCGCCGCACAUGGACUUGCAGCACUUCACGUGCAUCGUGCGCGCGCUGUACGCGCUCACGUACUACCAGGUGGUGAACCAGCUGUGCGCCACCGGCGUGCUGCCCGCCGCGCUGGCCGCGGGUGCCGCCGGCGAGCACGCGGGGCUGGCGGCGGCCGCGCGCCUGCUGCUCACGGCGCUGGCCGGCCACCACCUGCUGGAGGACGACGCGGCCGGCGCGGCGGACCAGGCGCCCACGCUGCCGCGCGUGGAGCUGGAGGUGCAGGAGCUGGUGGUGCCGUACCUGCGCGUGGCGGCGCUGCUCCGCAAGCACAUAUUCGGCGGCGCGCUGCCGCGCAUCGCCAGCGAGCAGGACGAGUUCUCCGACCUGCUGCGGUACCUGGAGCUGGCGGACGACGCGGGCCGGCUGCCGGCGGACCGCGCGCUGUGGGCCGGCGCCGCCGACGCCGCCACGGCGUGGGCGCGCCAGCUGGCCGCCGCGUCGGCCGGCGGGCACAUGGGCGUGCAGCGCGUGCUGCGCUCGCUGCACGCGGCGUGGAGCGGGCCGGCGCUGCUGGCGCUGCCGCGCGACUACGACCGCCUGUUCACGUACUACCACGAGCGCGUGUGCCUGCAGUGCGGCGCCGUGCCCAAGGAGGCGUCCGUGUGCCUGCUGUGCGGCACGCUCGUGUGCCUCAAGCAGCCGUGCUGCCGCCACCACCAGGUGGCCGAGGCCGUGCAGCACGCCACCGAGUGCGGCGGCGGCACCGGCAUCUUCCUCGUGGUCACCUCCACCUACAUCAUCGUCAUCCGCGGCCACCGCGCCUGCCUGUGGGGCAGCCUCUACCUGGACGACUACGACGAGGAGGACCGCGACCUGAAGCGCGGCAAGCCGCUGUACCUCAGCCAGGACCGGCUGGAGCUGCUGCAGGCGCAGUGGCUGGCGCACCGCUUCGACCACACCAAGCGCACGUGGGUGUGGCACCGCGACUCGCUCUGAGACGAGCUCAUGGUGAGUGCCAGCAGUGUAUACCGGCUACAGGACCGGCUGGAGCUGCUGCAGGCGCAGUGGCUGGC
Molecule: messenger RNA, 6403 nt
Organism: Bicyclus anynana (squinting bush brown)
Lineage: Eukaryota; Metazoa; Arthropoda; Insecta; Lepidoptera; Nymphalidae
Gene: Ubr3
Product: E3 ubiquitin-protein ligase Ubr3
Exons: 28
Coding region: 615-6326 (1903 amino acids)
Biological process (GO): protein ubiquitination; ubiquitin-dependent protein catabolic process via the N-end rule pathway
Cellular component (GO): cytoplasm; ubiquitin ligase complex
Molecular function (GO): ubiquitin protein ligase activity; zinc ion binding
Source: RefSeq, a predicted model, not a curated record